UGUACACGCACAUGUGUGUGUGAGAGCUUGUGGGCUCUUUGUCCUGAGUCCAUAACUGCAAAGUUAACUGGGCUGGAAGAGUUUGGAUUGAACACCUGAAGGGCAAAAGAAAGGCAAAUUCCACAUACACUGAUCUUUUCCACUUCAACUCGAGCAGCCUUUGUAUUCUCUACUGCACUGGAUUAUUUCUAGGGAAGGAAAGGCAGAGAGGGUCAUCCUCAAUGAAGGUAGCUUCUCUUUUACUAGUGGGUUUUUACCUGCUGCCUUCUUGCAGGGCAGAAGAGGGACUGAACUUCCCAAGUUAUGAUGGGAAGGACCGGGUGGUAAGCCUCAAUGAGAAGAACUACAAGCAAAUUCUGAAGAAGUAUGACCUGCUCUGCCUCUUCUACCAUGAGCCGGUGUCUUCUGAUAAAAUCUCCCAAAAGCAGUUCCAAAUGAAAGAAAUUGUCCUAGAGCUGGUGGCCCAGGUCCUAGAACACAAAGAUAUAGGUUUUGCCCUGGUGGACUCCAAGAAAGAAGCCAAGCUUGCUAAAAAGCUAGGUUUUGAUGAAGAAGGAAGCUUGUAUAUCCUUAAGGGUGAUCGCACUAUAGAGUUUGAUGGAGAAUUGGCUGCCGAUGUUUUGGUGGAAUUCCUUUUAGAUCUAAUUGAAGACCCAGUGGAGAUCAUCAACAGCAAACUGGAAGUCCAAGCCUUUGAGCGCAUUGAUGACUACAUCAAACUCAUCGGCUUCUUCAAGAGCGAAGACUCAGAACAUUACAAAGCAUUUGAAGAAGCAGCCGAGCAUUUCCAGCCAUAUAUCAAAUUCUUCGCCACUUUUGAUAAAGGGGUUGCAAAGAAGCUCACCCUGAAGAUGAAUGAAAUUGACUUCUAUGAACCGUUUAUGGAUGAGCCCGUUCUGAUCCCAGAUAAACCAUAUACCGAGGAAGAGAUUGUGGACUUUGUGAAGGAACAUCAAAGACCCACACUACGCAGGCUGCGUCCAGAAGAUAUGUUUGAAACCUGGGAAGAUGAUCUGAAUGGGAUCCACAUCGUGGCCUUUGCAGAGAAAAGUGACCCGGAUGGCUUUGAGUUCCUGGAAAUCCUGAAACAAGUGGCCAGGGAUAAUACCAACAAUCCUGACCUGAGUAUAGUGUGGAUUGAUCCAGAUGAUUUCCCAAUGCUCAUUGCCUACUGGGAGAAGACUUUUAAGAUCAAUCUGUUCAAGCCACAAAUUGGAGUAGUGAAUGUAACAGAUGCGGACAGUAUCUGGAUGGACAUACCAGAUGAUGAUGACCUACCGACGGCUGAAGAACUAGAAGAUUGGAUAGAAGAUGUGCUUUCUGGGAAAAUAAAUACAGAGGAUGACGAUGACGAUGAUGACGACGACGAUGAUGAUGAUGACGAUGACGACGACGAUGAUGAAGAUGAUGAUGACAACGAUGACGAAGAUAAUGAUAGUGAUGAUGAAGAUGAAUAGCUCUCGAGCUGAAAUUCUCACAGAUACCAAACCAUUUUUAUUCAUUAUCCUUUAAAAUCAGAAUGGGAGAUAUGAGCAGGCAGUCCCAAAGAGUUCCUUCCCUUAUUUUUAAUACCUCCUUUUCUAUGCCCUUAUUAUCAAGAAUAAGAAAACCCAGCAAUUCAUUCCUAAUAUAAUGUGAGGGGUUGCUGGUGGAUAUAAGUUGGGAAUAGGAGAGUGAAAAGGGGGAGGAUAGGGAAUAUGUCUAGUGUUAAUGUCCUUGCUCGUGUCUUAAGACCAGACAUCCCACUAAGACAAGAAAAACCACCCACAUCUUACUGCAUUUAGCAACUUGUUUCUCUUAUCCCCAAAAUACAGGGAUCAUGACAGUACCAACGUCUGGCUGUCUUGAGCAAAAAGGUCCCCUCAUAUCUAUUCUCAAGUGUACUUUUUAUAGAUGACUGGGACAAUAACAGAAAUCAGGUUUGGUAACAACCACCAAUCCAGAUACCAUGGGAAAUACUCCUUAAUCAACUAAAUUAGGUAAAUACUCUCAAUUCACUUAGAAUCCAAACUCAAGACAAGCCCAGUAUAUGGUUCAUGCUCCUGGGAAUGAUGAAACCCUGAAACUUGAAACUUGUAACUUUUGCUAAAGAGUUCAUCUGAUACUUUUAAAAUAUCAAAACAUCUACUUUAUUGGAUGGAAGUAACAAUAUUGGCACUUUCCCCAUCCCACCCCCUUUUCUAUGUCCUUCCUCUCACCUCAAAAGCUUAUAGUAAAUUAUGUAUGCCUGUAGUUUCUUCUCCAUAAUUUCAUUUUCCCCUUCAUGGUAAAAGCUGUUGUUGUUGUUGUUGUUUUUCUGACAUCCUAUCAAACUGAACUUUCUGUUACUAAAACACUUCCAUAUAUCUCUAGUGCAAUCAGAAUCAGUAUUUUUAAUCACGACUCUGAAGCACUGUGAGAUCCUGAAGUGCCUUCUGAAUCAUCAAAGAAAGCUUAAAUUUUGUUCAGUAUAGUUGUGGUGCUGUGUGUUUUAAGCCUCUUCUAAUUCUUUGGAAAUUGGCAACUCAUACAUGAAUUCUAUUAGCCAAGAUAUUUUACUCAUGAGAAUUGCUCCUUACCCAGUCAUUCUAGGAAAACAGAGUUAGCUCUAUUUCCUCAUAUGCUUCUCUGCUGUAUAAGAUUCUGGUGGAUUGUUCCACAAUGUGAUGUGGCUAUCUUUCAAGGUCUGCAGCUUUGGCAUCUGCUGGGAGGCUUCUAAGACUACCUGGCCUGCAGCAGAAUGUCAUUUGGACCUUUCAUUUCCCUUUGGGAAAUGAAUCAGCAAAACAGUUGUUGAAGCUGUUAUUCCAACUGGGCUUUGGUCCAUGGGCCUAUUUGGUCCCUAGGUCUGGGACGAUACUGAUCUGUGGGUUCUCAUUCUCAGGAGGAUCUGUUAAGCAAUAAACACCUCCACAAACAUACCACCUUUAAAUUGUGUCUCUGUGUCAGAACUCUGGAAUACUGUAAGAUGACUGAGGAAGAACAAGUAAGAAUGACGUAAAAGGUACUAUCUAGCACACAUAUGAGUGGGAAAGGAACACUUGUGGAUGUGAAAAAAAUCAGAGGAUGGCUUCCAGGGAAUUGAGUGGAUCCUUUUUGGAAGAUUUAAGAAAGAGAAUUCCACAGGAUUUGAAAAUGUGGAUGUGUGUUUGAUGUGUGUGACACAUCAAAGGAUAAACAGGGUAAUGCCUCAAUUCUUUUUAGUUUUGUUUUGUUCUCUGCAGGGACCUCAGACCCACAAGUAGUCUUGAUCAUUCUCGAGGGCUGGGUACAAAAAACUUUGCAAUCAAAGCAAGGCAAUGUUCUUCCUAUUGUCCCUUAUAGUAUAUCUGUGUUCAAGGAUGGGGCUCCUGUAAUCCCCCUCACACACACACACACACACACACACACACACACACACACACCCCUAUUUCACCCAAUGGAAGCUGGAGCCUGUGAUUACUUUAGUCUCCUUUUGGAGACAAUACCAGGAUGAUAAGCAUGGGGAAGAGAGGGCUACCCAUCGUGUUUUGGAAAAUGGUUCAUUGUUUUAUUGUCAAGAAUGGGUAAAACUCUUAAAUUUGUCUGUAAGAAAAAUAAUCCUAUUUUAAAAUUUUAAAGUGG
Dromiciops gliroides (monito del monte) is the source of this 3582-nucleotide messenger RNA. RefSeq names its product calsequestrin 2 (gene CASQ2). Lineage: Eukaryota; Metazoa; Chordata; Mammalia; Microbiotheria; Microbiotheriidae. Gene Ontology annotation, biological process: regulation of cardiac muscle contraction by regulation of the release of sequestered calcium ion. Bases 222 to 1457 code for a protein of 411 amino acids. The record is from RefSeq and is a predicted model, not a curated record. Gene Ontology annotation, cellular component: sarcoplasmic reticulum lumen. The transcript has 11 exons. Gene Ontology annotation, molecular function: calcium ion binding.